Actinia tenebrosa (Australian red waratah sea anemone) is the source of this 3582-nucleotide messenger RNA. Its product is annotated as transmembrane 9 superfamily member 3. Gene Ontology annotation, cellular component: membrane. The record is from RefSeq and is a predicted model, not a curated record. Lineage: Eukaryota; Metazoa; Cnidaria; Anthozoa; Actiniaria; Actiniidae. Gene Ontology annotation, biological process: protein localization to membrane.
AGGCUUUCCCGGCUACAAGCGGCUGCAAGACGUCCGCCAUCUUUGAAUUUUGGAGUUUGUGUUGAAAAUCCGUGAAAAUCGCGGAUACUAUCUUCCCAUCACGGAUUCUUUCUAGGAUUUAUGAUGACUUUAAGACAUCUUGGACCUCUUUUGCUUAUCAUUUUAGCAUUCCAAUGUAUAAAGGCCGACGAACAUAACCAUAUUUACAAAGAUGCAGAAGAAGUGGUCCUAUGGAUGAACACUGUUGGCCCAUACCAUAACAGACAAGAGACGUACAAUUUCUAUUCCUUACCCUUCUGCCGAGGAGAGAAGAAAACCAUUAGCCAUUACCAUGAAACCCUUGGAGAAAACAUACAGGGUGUUGAAUUAGAAUUCAGUGGAUUAGAUAUAUCAUAUAAAGUGAAUGUUCCCCCAACCAAGUACUGUGAGCUUAUACUAACACAAGACAAGUAUGAAGCCCUUGUGUAUGCUGUUCGCAACCAUUAUUGGUACCAAAUGUACAUAGAUGAUCUUCCUCUUUGGGGAAUUGUGGGUGAGAUUGGAGAGAAUGGUGAAGAAUAUUAUGUGUGGACACACAAGAAACUGGAGAUUGGUCACAAUGGAAAUAAGAUAGUGGAUGUCAACUUGACCAGUGAAUCAAAAGUCAAAUUAACCCCUAAUGCCAAGAUAGUAUUCACCUAUGAGGUCAGAUGGAAGGAGUCAAACAUUGAAUUUUCCAAGCGAUAUGAAAAGUACCUUGAUCCCAGCUUCUUCCAACAUAGGAUCCAUUGGUUUUCCAUCUUUAACUCCUUCAUGAUGGUAAUCUUCCUGGUGGGUCUGGUCAGUAUGAUUCUGAUGCGAACCUUGAGGAAGGACUACGCGAGAUACAGCAAGGAUGAUGACCUUGAUGAUAUGGAGAGAGAUCUUGGUGAUGAAUAUGGGUGGAAACAAGUCCAUGGUGAUGUAUUCAGGCCUGCAUCACAUCGUCUUUUAUUCUCCAGUCUUAUUGGAACUGGCUACCAUCUGUGUUGUGUUGCCUUUCUUGUGGUGCUUUUCACCAUUAUGGGUGACCUCUACACAGGGCGUGGCUCCAUCCUCAGUGCAGCCAUCUUUGUUUAUGCUGCCUGUGCACCUUUAAAUGGGUACUUUGGAGCAGGCUUAUAUUCAAGACAAGGAGGGAGACAGUGGAUAAGACAGCUGGUGGUUGGUGCACUGCUGUUCCCUAGUUUAGUGUGCUGCACAGCCUUCGUGAUCAACUUUAUUGCCAUUUACUACCAUGCAUCAAGAGCUAUUCCAUUUGGAACAAUGGUUGCUGUGGCGUGCAUUGUAAUGUUUGUAAUUUUACCAUUGAACUUGGUUGGUACUGUCCUGGGCAGAAACUUAGCCGGUGCACCCGAUGCUCCAUGCCGCGUUAACACUGUCCCUCGGCCUAUCCCAGAGAAGAAAUGGUUUAUGGAGCCAGCAAUGAUUGUAUGUUUGGGUGGAGUACUGCCAUUUGGCUCCAUAUUUAUUGAAAUGUAUUUCAUCUUCACAUCCUUUUGGGCCUACAAGAUCUACUAUGUAUUUGGCUUCAUGUUCUUAGUAUUCCUUAUUCUUCUUGCUGUUACUGUUUGUGUCACCAUUGUCUGUACCUAUUUCUUACUCAAUGCUGAAGACUACAGAUGGCAAUGGACUGCAUUCCUUUCAUCGGCAUCCACAGCAGGAUAUGUCUACAUGUAUUCAUUUUACUAUUUCUUUUUUAAGACAAAAAUGUAUGGACUCUUUCAAACUACCUUCUAUUUUGGCUACAUGGCUCUCUUCAGCAUAGGUCUUGGGAUUAUGUGUGGUACCAUGGGCUACGCUGGUGCCAGUAUUUUUGUCAGGAAAAUCUACUCCACCGUCAAAAUUGACUAAAUACAUUCACAAUUACCCUGACUGGUGACUUCAGAUGCAUUGAUGAUAUCCAAUAAAUAUAAGAACUCUGUAUAGAUAUGGUAUUACACACACAUCUUGCCAUGAACUGAGAAGGAAAAAUGGAUACCAGAACACUGUUUGACAUCUCUGGAAAAUUUAAUCCAUAUAAAUAAAAUAUUAGUGUAAAUUUGAUAAUCAAAGAUAUCUAUAAAGUCAGUACCAUAGUUAAGUCAGGCAUCAGCAGUUUGCUAAUAUGGUAUCCACGGGAAUGAAGAUGAAUCCAUGUCAUGUAAUGUAAAAAAUCUGGGCCAGAAUGUUUUUCUCAAUGUCAGUGAAUUUAUCUCUUAAAAGAAAAAUAAAAUAAGAAAAAUAAGUCACUAGAUAGCAGGCGUGUGCAUGUAUUUAGUUAAUUUUAAUCUUAAUGUUGGAACUGUUUUUUGUCUUAUAAUGAGGUUCUUUGAAGAAAAAUACCUGUAAAGAGGCUAACUGCUUUAAUUGUACAGAGAGUUUCCGAGGAAACCAAGUAAAUAGUUCUCACUUUAUUUAAGGAAGUAGACAAUGUAUGACUUGACUUCACAAAAUGUAUUGUGCUAAAGCUUGAGAAGUAGCAAGUUGAAAUUCAUUUGAAAGUACUUUGUGCCUGUAACACUUCUUAAAGUGGAUUUCGUUUGACUGUAAAAUAGAACAGUAAUGGUAAGAAAUCAGCCUUUUCAUAGUUUAAGAAUCGAUUCUACUGCACAUGCGAUUUUAUCCCGAAUUUCUCACCUUUUGUCUAAACCUUCUUUUGUUCUUAAUUAAACAAAAGGUGCGAAAUUCGAGAUAAAAUGGAAUGCACAGUGGAAUCGAUUCUUAAACUAUGAAAAGGCUUAUUCGCAACCUCCUUUGUACCAUUUAGAUAAGUUUCAUGAGAAUAACUGCUGUAUGAGAUUAUUGCUUAUCUUAGCUUAACCAAAAUGCUAAUCAUGGCAUAGUGCCUGAUUUUCACAGUCACUUCAAGUCUGCUCUGUAGAGGCUUUGCACCAUCAUGUGAUGGCAGCCAUGACAGGAGGCAGGAACAACUGAAUCUGAGAAUUCGAAAAGAAUAGACUAUUUUUGUGCCUCCUGUCAUGGCUGCCACCAUCCGAUGAUAAAAAGCCUCAAAAAAUGGUCUUAAUUUAAUAAACUUAAUUUGUGCAUACAUCUAUCUCACAUCAACAAAGCAAGACCAAUAAGCACAUGAUUAAAGACACCAAGACUGCACUCUAUUUACCAUAAAUAAAAUGUUAGACUUUAUUGGUCUUUUUGAUAUUAUUAUUGAUAAUUUUCUUGGAUAUUGGUUGCUCUUGCUAUAGUUCUUACCUAGAAAACCCUGAAAUAUAGUUGCAUUAUUAGUGACUACAGUAGAGUGCAAACAGUUAAUCCGUGAAACACUAAUUACUAAAUAGUACAAAAUAGUGCUAAUUAAACAAURGAAAACAAUGGAAUUUGCAUGUAAUUGUGCUAUUUAGUAUUACCAAAGUUCCACGGUUGUAUUGUUUGCACUCUAACAGUCAAAGUACAACAAGAAAAUAAUGCAAUUAUUGGUGAUUUUUUCACACGAAGGAAAACCAUGUUUGCAUUUAUAUGCUUUGAUUGAGAUAACAGUCACGACAGGGAAAUCAGCCAAUACACUGUGGCAAUCAGAGUAGUUUUUAAUUUAAUCAUGAAUGAAUAAAGUUGAGAAUAAAAUUG